AUGAUUGAGAAGACUUCAAGAGAUACCGAAGAGUGUGGGUUCAACCAAGUAGUUGAAAAAUGGACAUUCGCUUUGGACCAAGUAGUUGAAAAAUGGACAUUCGCUUUGGAUAACGGACGUUUGCAUUGUUUCACAACAUGUCACAGUUCAAAUAAUCUCCCAGCAUCUUCAACAGCAACAAAGGCGAGGCUUCUGCUAAAAGCCCAAGAAAAGAAAAACAAUGGCGAGGCUUUUCUUUGCAUCCUACUCUCUCUACCCUCUCUAACGGCUCUCUCACUCUCUCCCUACCCUCUCUCUCUCGCUCUCGCCUCGCCCCGGUCCACGGCCUUCGGCGCCGACCCGACCAGACCUCCGGCCCCGACCACCGGUCCCCGCCGUCGACCGCCGUCGCCGGCGAACGGCUUUCUCUCUCUCCCUACCCUCUCUCUCUCUCGCCCCGGUCCCCGGCCCCGUCGCCGUCGCCGACCUUCGGCGCCGACCCGAUCCGACCUCCGCCCCCGACCGCCGGUCAACGGCGCCGACCCCCGUCGCCGACCGCCUGUUCCAGUUUCCCCCCCCCGCUGGUCACCCCCCACCCUUCUCUGUCCAUACCCCCCACCCCCACCCCCCUCCUCUGGCGCCGGUACAACAGCCGAAGCUCGGUCUUCAGCCGCAACUUCGUCGGCACCCGCCGCUCGGUCGCCAGCAGCCGCAGAUCCGUCUCAGCAACGAAAUCCCUCGGCAGCAGGUCGACGCGGGGCUUGGUUGCCGGCUCGGUCUACAAGCGAAACCCGGUGA
Molecule: messenger RNA, 777 nt
Organism: Capsicum annuum
Lineage: Eukaryota; Viridiplantae; Streptophyta; Magnoliopsida; Solanales; Solanaceae
Product: vegetative cell wall protein gp1-like
Exons: 3
Coding region: 1-777 (258 amino acids)
Source: RefSeq, a predicted model, not a curated record